AUGGCGACAGCGACAGCCUUUUCAAAUGCUACUUCACUCAAUUCCCUACGCCGCUUUCCCCGCAUCUGGCUCUACGUGGUCCUCGCCUUUAUUUCCUUCUUCCUAUUUCAUCAAAUAGUCAUUCAAAGGCAAGAUGUCCUUCCUAGCAUAUCUGCAAUGAUGGGAUCUGAUGCGAUGUCCAAUAGAGAACCUAUCGCCAUCAAGCCUGGCGAUCUGGGGCACAACUUGCUUGAGGUGAGACCCCAAGACGAUAAGUCCCCUUUUGCGCACGAACCAGUGGGCCUUGGAACACUCCGCGAUGUUCGCGAGGACAACUUUUACCGUGGUGGUGUUUUAGCGCUGAAUCCCGGUAGCGACAAAGCUCCAAGCCCCGUGAUUCUCGAUCCUUACCCAGAUUACAAUGGCAAAGAAUGGCGCGACACAUUCGCUGGCAGCUUCCGUGCUUGUGAAGGACCGAGGAGGAAUACAUUGAACCGCCGAAACCCUGAGGAUAUGAUGACUGUGUAUCCGGGUAUCCAAACUGAUUUCCCGCCUUCAUUAAUCGGUUCCUAUUCCGCUUUACAACUCGAUGCCUCAGUUUGCACUAGCCGACACUCGAGACUCGGCGCAUACGGAUACGAAAGCGACAGCAACGACAGUUCAAAUGUUUGGCUACCACCGAAAACCGACUGGGAUAGUGUUCCAUGGGGGAGGCUUCAAUCGCAAUGUCUCGACAGAAACGCAGAUAGAUAUGUUGGAGGCCAGGCCAAUUUGCAAGCUGUGCACUCUCUACCUACUCGCCCCACACAAGAAAUCCCCAGCAGUCAGUCCGAAACUGGCAACCCUCACCACAAAACACGUUCAGCUGUGAUUCUCCGUGCAUGGCACGAUAUGGAAUGGACCGAGAACCUCAAGCAAAGCAUUAGGGCUCUGAUCAUGGAACUAUCACUACACUCCGGUGGUGAAUAUGAAGUUAUUAUUCUGUGCCAUGUGAAGGACAGGAAAAUAAAUAUCAACCUAGAAGGUGCCGAUGCCCUCAAUCUUAAGGCCCAGUUUGUGCCGCGUGAAUUUUUGGAUAUGACCAUUCUCUUCAAUGACUUUACACUCGAGUCAUGGUAUCCCAAGGUCGAAGAGCAUAGCACAAUCAUCCAAUACUGGCAGCCAGUUCAAAUUCUUUCUCAAACUGUGCAGGGAUAUGAUUAUUUCUGGCAGUUCGAAAUGGACUCCAGGUUUACCGGCCAUGCCUAUCACUUUUUAGAACGAGUCGCCGAGUUCGCCAAGGCACAGCCUCGGAAGUAUCUCUGGGAACGAAACUCCUACUUUUAUAUUCCAGGUGCAUAUGGCAUCUGGGAGCAAUUCAAACAUAUGGUUUCCACUUCUUUAACAGGAAAAGAGAGUAUCUGGGGACCAAUGGACCUCUCUAACAUCAUCGCAGAGGGUUCCGUGAAUACCGAACCCAUGGUUCCAGUGGGUCCCAAACCCCCUGUCGUCUCCCCAAAGACCGACAAAUAUGAAUGGGGCGUUGGCGAAGAGAGCGACCUCAUCACAUUCCUACCCAUCUUCGACCCUAUCCGCACGGCCUGGGUCUUCACAAACCACAAGUGGGGCGUUAAAGAUGACGUCCCCCGACGAGCCUCCCCCGUCGCCAUAGGACGAAUCUCGAAGACACUCGUGCAACAAAUGCACAACAUGCAGAGCAAGUGGGGAAUCGCCCUCGCUUCCGAAAUGACCGCGCCAACCGUCGCGCUGUGGCAUGGUUUGAAGGCCGUGCAUGUUCCCCAUCCCAUCUUCGCGGAUGGAAAAUGGACAUCAAGGGAGUUAGGCCGCAUCAUGAAUCCCGGACCAGCCGAGAAAAUCAAUGGUGGUGAGGAUAGUAUCUGGAAUUGGGAUCACCACUGGGACCAUAUUCUAUAUCGCCUGACUUACCUGUUCUCCACAUUGCCGUCAGAGAACCUGUACCGAAGAUGGCUUGGUUUCAAGGUCGAUCCUGAUCAGUAUAUCGAUGGUACCUUCCACCAGGAUCCUCAGGGUAGGAACUGGUUUGAAACGGGUGACUUGCGGGAGGACUUAUAUGGUCCACUUUGCUUCCCGUCUAUGCUUCUUCAUCCCGUCAAAAAUACCGAGGCUAUCAAAGGCAAGGGAAUGGCGGUUCCUGUUUAG
Molecule: messenger RNA, 2139 nt
Organism: Penicillium verhagenii
Lineage: Eukaryota; Fungi; Ascomycota; Eurotiomycetes; Eurotiales; Aspergillaceae
Product: DUF3405 domain-containing protein
Exons: 4
Coding region: 1-2139 (712 amino acids)
Source: RefSeq, a predicted model, not a curated record